Oryzias melastigma (Indian medaka) is the source of this 1496-nucleotide messenger RNA. RefSeq names its product nudix (nucleoside diphosphate linked moiety X)-type motif 4a (gene nudt4a). Lineage: Eukaryota; Metazoa; Chordata; Actinopteri; Beloniformes; Adrianichthyidae. Gene Ontology annotation, biological process: diadenosine hexaphosphate catabolic process; adenosine 5'-(hexahydrogen pentaphosphate) catabolic process; diphosphoinositol polyphosphate metabolic process. Gene Ontology annotation, molecular function: diphosphoinositol-polyphosphate diphosphatase activity; bis(5'-adenosyl)-pentaphosphatase activity; endopolyphosphatase activity. Gene Ontology annotation, cellular component: cytoplasm; nucleus. The transcript has 5 exons. The record is from RefSeq and is a predicted model, not a curated record. Bases 432 to 1097 code for a protein of 221 amino acids.
AAGUAGGUUUAUGAGUAUAACUAUAUUUGUAAUAGUAUUAGUAAAUAAUUAUCGGGAAAUUUUGUGUAGUAAAAAAUAUAUAGACGACUUUUGAAAUCCAUUUGAAAGGUAUGGGAUAUCCUGAGCGGUACCUGAAGGCAUCGCGAAGAAUUUUGCUGUGGCGUAAAUCUAUGUGCAAGCGUCGUGUUUACAUGAGUCUGCGACAGUUGAGAAAGCUUCUGAGCUACGGUAAGUAUGAUGAGUUCCACCGAAACGUGGGAGGCAACUUGUUGCGCAGCUUCUGGGUCAGCUGGUGGCGGCUCUCCGACGCGCAGAUGUGAACGAGUCUGUUGGAUCGCGCGCGCGCUGACAGCGGCAGUAAAAACCACCACGCCUGCUGGGACCACAAACAACCACAUGUAACCCAACGGUGCUCCACGGCGCACGGAUGAAUGAACGGGACACGGCUUUCUGGGCUAAGCUUGUGCGCUCACUUUGACCCUCACUCCUCCUCUACCGAGUUCUGUUCUAUUCCCGCUCCGAAAACGGAACCGAUGAUUAAGUUCAAGGCCACCCAGACCAGGACUUACGACGUGGAGGGAUUCAAGAGAAGAGCGGCGUGUUUGUGCUUCAAGAACGAGAAAGAGGACGAGGUGUUGCUGGUGAGCAGCAGGCGGCAUCCAGACCUGUGGAUUGUUCCAGGAGGAGGAGUGGAGCCUGACGAGGAGCCGUGUGGGGCGGCGGUCAGGGAAGUGUAUGAAGAGGCUGGCGUAAAGGGAGAACUUGGCAGAUUACUUGGCAUGUUUGAGCACAAUCAGGACAGAAAGCACAGGACUUAUGUUUACACCCUGAUCGUGACCGAGACUCUGGAGGACUGGGAGGACUCCGUCAACAUUGGCAGGAAGAGGAAGUGGUUUAAGAUUGAUGAAGCCAUCCGGCAGCUCCAGAACCACAAACCUGUCCAUGCAGAGUACCUACGCAGAUUGGCAGACUCCUGUGGUCCUUUUUGUGUCUAUACCCCAACUAACGACAGCUGUCCGUGCACUCGUGUGGCAGAAAACGGUGCAUCCCGUUGCUUUGUUUGCUCCACUCAGGGUUCUGAUCUGGUCAACAGAUAAGAAUCACGUCAGACGGAUCCACCGAGAGGACUGUGUUGGACUUCAUGGUGUGAGAUAAUUGCAUUAACCCUGCCUUUUAAAAUGUACAGAAUUAACUUAUUUGAGUUAUAUGAAAUCCAAGUUGGACUAAAGAGAUGUAUGAUUCUUUAUAAAUGUAUUUAUCAAUUCCAUUGAAUAUUUUACAAUUGCAGUUGAAGCGGCAGAAGUCUGCUUAAAACGUUGAGUGAAUUUUCUUUGCCAUGCAUAUGCAAUGUAAAGAUAUUACAAGAGAAGUAUGAGUUGGUUUUCAUAAGAUUUGUACUGUAUGAAGCUGGUGCCAAUGUAAUAUUUUUGUAGAAUAAUUGUGGCCACUUCUAGUUCUCAUUUGAAGUGAUGAGUAAAAACCAAUUUUUCUGCAAG